This is a messenger RNA of Yamadazyma jaroonii, 3393 nucleotides long. The record is from the annotation of a GenBank genome assembly. Lineage: Eukaryota; Fungi; Ascomycota; Pichiomycetes; Serinales; Debaryomycetaceae.
AUGGCUCCAAUGAGAGUAUUGUAUAAGGAAUCACCUCGUACUGUGGUAUUAUAUUCUGAAACGCAUAGUUUGCAUUUUCGACAAGUCACUUCCAAGAACAAUGAACAAGUAGUGGCAAUUGAAAUUUCAAGUAAUAACACUAUCAAAAAAGAAGAAGGCUACAAGACAUUAAUCAAUAGAGAAGUAUUUGGAUGUUUAGGGUUAAUCAAUGUUGACAAGCAAGUCUUUUUAGCUGUUAUUACCGGUGCAAUGGUUAAUGUAGCUAAUCCUGUUAGUUAUGAAUCAGUGAAUAAAAUAUAUUCUGUUGAUUUUAUUUCAUUAUCAAAAGAUACAUGGGAUUUUGUAACUUUAGAUUCUAAAGGAAUGCCAGUGAUAAAUAAUGAUGAAGAAGAUGAAACUUUGUAUUCUACUGAACCUCAUCGAUGUAUUCAAUUAAGAAAUUUACUUUCUAAUGGUUCAUUUUACUUUUCCAAUGAUUUUGAUUUAACUUCAUUAUUACAAAAUAGAGGUGUAAACAAGAAUCAAUUAGAUUCUAAUGACAUUGACCAUAAUGCUAAGAUUAAUUUGGAGCAUUAUCAACAAGAAUAUAUGUGGAAUUCUUUCAUGAUGGAAGGAUUAUUCAAUUAUAAAACCAACAUUGAUCCAACCGUACAGACCAUAUUUGAUGAUAAUAGGUUCUUAACCACUGUUAUAAGAGGAUUUGCAAAAACCACCAGAUUGAAUUCAAGAGGUGAUAGUAUUACCAUUAUUUCCAAACAAUCUUGGAAAAGAGCAGGUACUCGAUUUAAUGCUAGAGGUAUUGAUGAUGAUGGUAAUGUUGCAAAUUUCGUUGAAACAGAAUUCAUUUACAAUCAUAUCACUAAAAGAUCAAUUUCAUCAUUUAUUCAAAUUAGAGGUUCAGUACCAGCAUUUUGGGAACAAGAUUCCACUUUAAUCAAUCCAAAGAUCACUAUCACUAGAUCAUUGGGAGCCACUCAACCAGUUUUUGAUAGUCAUUUCGAUGAUGUAUGUUCUAAAUAUGGUGUUUGCCAUAUUGUGAAUUUGUUAUCAAAAACCAAACCUCAAGAAGUAGCUGUUCUGAACAGGUAUAAACAAUUAUAUAAUAAUUCCUCAAGAAACAAUGAGUUGUUAUACACUGAAUUUGAUUUCCAUCACGAAACCAAACAAAGUGGAGGUUUUGGUGGUGCAACUAAGAUCUUACCAUUAUUGAGUAAUUCUUUAGAACAAUUCGGCUGGUUUGUUUAUGAUUGUGAAAUUGGAGAAAUUAUCACCAGACAAGAUGGUGUAUUUAGAGUCAAUUGUUUAGAUUGUUUGGAUAGAACAAAUUUGAUUGAACAAGUAAUUUCUCAACAUAUUUUGGAGAACGUCUUGAAUAACGAAGGUAGAGGUAGAUAUGAACCAGAUGAUAUCUUAACUAAAUCAAGAACUUUAUGGGCUGAUAAUGGUGAUGCUAUCUCUCAAAUUUAUACCGGUACAAAUGCAUUGAAGUCAUCAUUUUCAAGAUCAGGUAAAAUGAAUUUGGCUGGUGCCUUAUCUGAUGUCACUAAAUCAGUUUCAAGAAUGUACCAAAAUACUUUCGUUGAUGGUAGGAAACAAGAAAUUAUGGAUUUGAUGUUAGGUUAUGAUUCCAAGAAUUCCAGAGCCGUUAGAAUUUAUGAUCCAGUAAGUGAUUUUGUUCAUGAGAAAUUGAAAAGUGUUGAAGAUUCUUUCACUAGUUAUAGUGAAAUAACAGUUUUUACGGGAACUUUUAACGUCAAUGCUACUUUACCUAACAGGGCAUUCGAUUUGACAACUUGGUUAUUUCCUGCAGAAAACUCAAACAUCCCAUUACCUGACAUUUAUGCCAUUGGUAUUCAGGAAUUAAUCGAAUUAAAUGCUGGAUCGAUUUUGAAUGCAGAUAGCUCAAGACCAAGUAAAUGGGCUGAAUUGAUUGAACAACAAUUGAACUCUCAAAAUGAACAAUAUUUGUUAUUAAGAAUUGAAUCUAUUGCUUCAAUGACGGUGUUUUUAUUCGUCAAGAAAUCUAAAGUUCACAAUAUCACUCAAGUUUCCGGAUCCUCGAAAAAGACAGGUUUGGGAGGUAUCACUGCUAAUAAAGGUGCUUGUGCUGUGAGAUUUGAUUACGGGGCAACUUCAUUCUCAUUAAUCACAUCUCAUUUGGCUGCUGGAACUACAGCUGUGGUGGAAAGAUAUAAUGAUUACUCUACCAUCAUGUCAGGAUUAACGUUCAUCAGAAAUAUGAACAUAAGAGAUCAUGAUCACAUCAUCUGGUUUGGAGACUUAAAUUUUAGAAUUGAUUUACCUAACGCCUUAACUAGAUCUUUGGUCAGUGAAGGAGACUUUGAUCAGUUAUUUGAAAACGAUCAAUUGAAUCACCAAAUGAAUAGUAAAUCGGGAGCUUUUGCUGGUUUCAUUGAAGCUCCAAUAAAUUUCAACCCCACUUAUAAAUUUGAUAAAGGGACUUCAGAAUACGAUACUUCGGAAAAGCAAAGAGUUCCUUCAUGGACUGACAGAAUUUUAUUUAGAUGCAAGAAAGGAGUUUCUCCAUUAAUUCAAUUAAAUUACAAUUCAUUAAUGGAUAUUGAAAUCAGUGAUCAUAAACCAGUUUUUGCUACUUUUAAGAGUACAGUCAAAUUUAUUGAUGAACCUAAGAAAGCAAGAUUAUCCAAGGAUAUUUAUGAAUCUUAUAAAAGAGAACAUUCCGGAAACAAUGCUUCAGUAAUUGAAAAUAAUUCAUUUUCCAGUUCUGGUUCUUCAAAUUCGAAUUUCACUAUCGACACGUUAUCAGAAUUGAAUUUAUUAGAUGAUUUUGAACCAACACCUCCAAGGGUCCCUAAGAGAAGUACCCCAAAUACAAAUGGAUUACCCAGAAGAGUGCCUCCUCCACCGUCAAGUAGGAAAGUUAGUGAAAUUACAUUGGCCAAUUCAAGUACCCCAUUGCCUAGAAAACUUCCUCCUAGACCAACAGAUAUUGAAUUGAAAUCAAAUUCUGUCACAGAUUUACCUUCUCAGAAUCCACAAAUUUCAUCACCUGCCCCAUUACCCCCACCAACAAGGAAAGUUGCACCAGUACCAUUUGGGUUUUCAUCAACUCCUUUGAUACCUUCAAGGUCAGGCUCAUCCACUCCUAAACCUUCACCAGGUGCUACUCCUCAGUCUACCUCGCCUUUAAAAACAUCAUCAGCUCCAACGAUUCCGGUCAAUGGAUCUAAUAAAAUGACACCAAUGGUUCCAAGUAAACCAUCAUCAUUAUCAGCCACUAAAGUUCAAACUCUUGAGGCUAACUCCAGCAUAAAUGAAAAUAAACCUUCCAGUCCAGCUCCUCCUCCACCAAGAGCUACCACUACUAAUCUCAAGACAAUGUCUGAUUGGAAACCUUUGGUACCUAAAUAA